Striga hermonthica is the source of this 3486-nucleotide messenger RNA. The record is from the annotation of a GenBank genome assembly. Lineage: Eukaryota; Viridiplantae; Streptophyta; Magnoliopsida; Lamiales; Orobanchaceae.
AUGCCCUUCUCCUACCGCCGCGGCGCCGGCGGCUGGGCCCAGUCCCUCCUCCCGACCUCCAAGCCAUCCCCCAAGCACCCGCGAAAGCUGCGCCGCCGCACCACCGCCGCCUUCCGCGAUUUCGUCUUCUCGAACUUCUUCACAAUCGGGCUCUGCUUCACCUGCGCCUUCUUCGUUUUCAUCCUAUUUCGAUUCGCCGCGGUCCCUAAACCCCUCCAUUUCCGCUCAUCGUCGUCCCGAGCUCGCUCGACCCGGCUCCGCAAGCCCGUUCCUCAGAAGUCCACGAACGACACCGUUUUGGCGGCCGCUGUGGAUGUCACUACCAAGCAGCUGUAUGAUAAGAUCCAGUUCCUGGACGAGGAUGGCGGCCCGUGGAAACAGGGGUGGCGCGUGGGUUACAAGGGGAAUGAGUGGGAUGAGGAGAAACUGAAGGUAUUCGUGGUGCCGCACUCGCACAAUGAUCCUGGGUGGAAGCUCACCGUUGAGGAGUAUUAUGAUCGGCAGUCGAGGCAUAUCCUUGAUACCAUUGUUGAAACGCUUUCCAAGGAUAAUAGACGGAAGUUUAUAUGGGAAGAGAUGUCUUAUUUGGAGAGAUGGUGGAGAGAUGCUUCAGAUGUGAAAAGAGAAUCAUUCAUCAAUUUAGUACAGAAUGGGCAGCUAGAAAUUGUUGGAGGCGGAUGGGUGAUGAAUGACGAGGCUAAUUCACAUUAUUUUGCUAUCAUUGAACAGAUGACUGAAGGAAACAUGUGGCUGAAUGAAACUGUUGGUGUUAUCCCUAAGAAUUCGUGGGCAAUAGAUCCAUUUGGCUAUUCGCCCACCAUGGCUUAUAUUCUUCGGCGUAUGGGUUUUGAGAAUAUGCUUAUACAACGAACACAUUAUGAGUUGAAGAAGGAGCUGGCAUUGCACAAGAAACUGGAGUAUGUAUGGAGGCAGAGCUGGGAUACUGAGGAAACAACUGAUAUAUUUGUCCACAUGAUGCCCUUCUAUUCUUACGAUAUUCCACAUACCUGUGGGCCCGAGCCUGCUGUUUGUUGCCAGUUUGACUUUGCUCGAAUGCGUAGUUUUGUUUACGAGCGUUGUCCCUGGGGAGAGCAUCCCGUGGAGACCGACCAAGAAAAUGUGAAGGAGAGGGCACUUAAAUUACUCGAUCAGUAUCGGAAGAAAUCAACGCUUUACCGAACAAACACACUCCUUGUUCCCCUAGGCGAUGACUUUCGAUACAUCAGCAUAGAUGAAGCUGAAGCUCAGUUCAGGAAUUAUCAACUGUUAUUUGAUUAUAUCAAUUCUGAUACCAGCCUCAAUGCUGAAGCUAAGUUUGGUACUUUGGACGACUAUUUCCGCACUCUGCGUGACGAGGCUGACCGAAUAAAUUAUUCAGUCAAUGACGAAAUCGGCUCCAGCGAGAUUGGAGGAUUUCCUUCUCUAUCGGGCGAUUUUUUCACUUACGCCGACAGGAAUCAAGAUUACUGGAGUGGGUAUUAUGUCUCCAGGCCUUUCUUCAAAGCUGUCGAUCGUGUGCUGGAGCAUACACUUCGUGGAGCGGAGAUGAUGAUGGCUUUUCUUUUAGGAUACUGCCAGAAGCCACAAUGCGAGAAGUUGCCUACAAGUUUUUCGUACAAACUAACAUCCGCUCGACGGAACUUGGCUCUUUUCCAGCACCACGAUGGUGUAACCGGCACUGCGAAAGACCAUGUGGUUGAAGACUAUGGGACACGAAUGCAUUUAGCUUUACAGGACCUGCAAAUUUUCAUGUCCAAGGCUAUACAAAUCUUGCUCGGGAUUCGCCACGAAAAAAACGAUCAGAACCCAGCAAAUUUCGAACCGGCACAAACAAGAUCCAGAUACGAUGCUCAACCGGUGUAUAAAUCAAUUAGUGCUCGUGAAGGCACUGUUCAGACUGUGGUACUUUUCAACUCACUGGAGCAGACACGAAACGAGGUUGUGAUGGUGGUUGUCGAAAGACCCGAUGUUACGGUUCUGGAUUCAAACUGGACGUGUGUCAAAAGCCAGAUCUCUCCCGAACUUCGCCAUGAUAAAAGCAAUGUAUUUACUGGAAAACACCGCCUUUACUGGAAAUCAUCUGUUCCUGCUAUGGGUUUGCAGACUUUUUACAUUGCCAAUGGGUUCGUCGGAUGUGAGAAAGCCAAACCCGCAAAUCUCAAACUUUUCACCCCUUCCAAGCAGCUUACUUGUCCCGUCCAUUAUUCCUGCACAAAUUUGGAAAGCGACACUGUCGAGAUUAACAAUCAGCAUCAUAUCCUCACAUUUAACGUCCCUCAUGGCCUGCUGCAGAAAAUCACCCAUGACGAUGGCAAACACGUGAAUAUCGUCGGUGAGGAAAUUGCCAUGUACUCCAGCACCGAGAGUGGGGCCUACCUUUUCAAACCAAACGGCGAUGCCGAGCCACUCACCAGACCGGAUGGGCAAAUGGUGAUCUCCGAGGGCAAUUUGGUCCAGGAAGUCUUCUCUUACCCCAAAACAGCCUGGGCCGACAAAAAAUCUCCAAUCUCCCACAGCACCCGCGUAUACAACUACGAGAGCUCGAUACAAGAAUUCAUAAUCGAGAAAGAGUAUCACGUCGAGCUCAUCGGCCACGAAUUUGACGACCGAGAGAUUAUUGUCCGGUACAAAACCGAUCUCGACAAUGGCAGAAUCUUCUACUCCGACCUCAAUGGCUUCCAGACAAGCCGUAGGGAAACUUACGACAAGAUACCCCUCCAAGGGAACUAUUACCCGAUGCCCUCUCUAGCUUUCAUGCAGGGGUCAAACGGUCAACGCUUUUCGGUCCACAGUCGGCAGUCUCUCGGUGCCGCUAGUUUGAAAAACGGGUGGCUGGAGAUAAUGCUCGACCGCCGGCUCGUGAGGGACGAUGGCCGGGGCCUGGGCCAGGGUGUUACGGACAAUCGCCCUCAGAAUGUUGUUUUCCACAUAACCGUUGAGUCAAACGCCACGUUGACCAAAAACCCGUUUUCAAACCCCCGUCCCGUGAGCCCUUCCCUUCUCUCCCAUCUUGCCGGGGCCCACCUGAACUAUCCCUUGCAGGUGUUUAUUGCAAAAAGCUCGGCUCCGAUUUCCGUUCAGCCGCCGCCAAGGUCUUUUGCUCCCCUUACGGCACAGGUGCCUUUUGAUUUGCACGUCGUGGGAUUUAAGGUUCCUCGGCCGUUAAGGUACUCACAGCAGAGCCCUGGGGAUCUCAGAUUUGCACUGAUUUUGCACAGGCGUGAUUGGGAUUCUUCAUACUGUUCGAAAGGACGGUUUGAGUGUUUGAAAACUAUUGCUGAUGAGCCCGUCGUUAAUUUGUUUGACAUGUUUAGAGGCUUAACUAUUACGAAUGCGAAAGCGACUUCCUUGAAUCUUCUGCAUGAGGAGACUGAUGUGCUCGGGUACAGCGAGCAUUUUGGAGCCGGUGCUCUUGAAGGGCAUAUCGUGAUUUCACCUAUGGAAAUACAGGCUUACAAAUUCUCGUUUUCGUCUUCUUCUCGUUAA